AUUUCGAAUAAGUAAUCGUACGUGGUUGUCAUUUUGUUUUGUUCGCCUAAAGCAACCUUUCUUAAAAUGCUAGCUAUUCAUUCAUUUCUAUGUCAUUGCAUCAAUGGAAAACUGAAUGUUGAAAACAAUGAUCACACUUAGUUACUUUCCUUACUCUCCUUUCUCUGCAAUGGCCACCAAUUCUCGUUUGGGUUUCAUGCUUUUAGUAUGGGUUUUAUACAUAACCCUUCUAUAUCCUGGAGAAGCUGCUGCAGCAACAAUAACAGACCUACAAGAGGUUAAAGCACUGAAAGCUAUAAGAGAAAAAAUGAGGAACGGAAAAUGGGACUUCAGUGAGGAUCCUUGCAGUGGAAAAGGAAGCUGGAAUGUUAGCCAGGAUUUGGAGACCCAAAAUAAGUUGGUCUGUGAGAUGCAUAGGACAGAGGGGAGAUCCUUUUUCCACGUUACCCGAAUGUAUCUGAAAAGCCAGAACCUGACUGGAGUUGUCCCAGCGGAGCUAGCCAAUCUCACAUACCUUGAGGAAAUGUGUGCAACAAAUAUCCUUUGCAACUUCCUAGGCUUCACCAAACAUCCUCUGCAAGUCCCUGACUUUUUCAAAACCCUCGAGGUCACUUGGCAUGAAUCAUCAGGUUAUAUUCCAAAAGAACUUGGAAACCUCACAAAUUUAAAGAAAAUGGAUUUAUUUUCAAAUGAGUUAUAUGGACUACUACCACAAUCAUUUGUAAAUUUGACCCAACUUAAAAUGUUGUAUAUUGAAAGUAAUCAGUUACGUGGGGAGAUACCUCAAAUAUAUGGACAUUUUCAAGGAUUGGAACAUUUCGUAGCAAGUAGUAACAGUUUUAGUGGUAAAAUACCAAAUUUUAUUGGAAACUGGAGAAACCUUACAGUUUUGCAACUUGAAGCUACUUCUUUAGAAGGUCCAAUUCCUUCAACCUUUUCAAAUUUGAUUCAACUAGAAGACUUCACGAGGAUAUCGUAUUUGAUUGGAGAUGGAUCAAAUUUGUCAUUUAUGCAAAAUUUAACAAAAUUAAGAACAAUCGUGCUAAGAAAUGCAUCAAUUAAUGGAGAAAUUCCCAAGUAUCUUGGAGAUUCUAUCAAACCAAAGAUAUUGGAUUUGAGAUUCAAUAAUUUGACUGGAUCGAUUCCAAAGACAUUAAAAAAUAUGGUGAAUAAGCGUCCAAAGAUAGAAUAUUUGUAUCUUGGAAACAACAAUUUAGCUGGGAAAUUGCAAGAAUGGUUAAACACAAUUAAUUACGUCACAACUAAGGAGAUUUGGGAUAAGUUAAAAGGAAUUUAUGAAGGCAAUGACAAGGUAAAGCAAGCAAAGUUGCAAACCUAUAAAGCUAGAUUUGAAGAAUUGAAAAUGAAAGAGGAAGAGCAUAUUGCAGAUUAUCUUCUCAUAGUCGACGAGAUAGUCAAUGCAAUCAUAGUCAAUGCAAUCAAGGGUUUAGGUGAGAAAGUGCCUGAAGCAAUAGUUGUUCAAAAGGUAUUCCGAUCUUUACCCUCUAGAUAUAAUGCAAAAAUUUCCACUAUAGAGGAGGCAAGGGAUCUUACUAAAGCCAAAUUAGAUGAUAUUCAUGGAAUACUAACAGCCUAUGAAGGCAGGUGUUGAAGAUGCUAGAAAAGAAGUUGCUUUUAAAACUGGCAAAAAGGUAAAGGAUGAAAGCACAAGUUGGCUAACUUAGUUAGAAAAUUCAAAAGGGCUGGUAAACUUAAAGGAAAAACUUCCCUUAAAUUUUUUAAUCGUGGGAAAAGUGGACAUUUUGCAGCCAGGUGUACAUAUGCUAAUAGUGAUGAAGAUGAAGGCUUUAAGAAGAAAAAUAAGGAACAAUUUUCUUACAAACAACAUUCAUUUUUUAAGAAAAAUUUUUUUUUAUGUGUUAAAGAAGAAAAUUCUGAUUCUCAUACUCGCAAGGUUUCUGAUUCUAAUGAUUGUGCAACUCUGUUUAUGGCCUUAGGAUCUUCUCCUUCAAAUCAAAUUGAUGAUAAAUUGUGUAGUGAUGCAGUUGAAAGAUAUAGAAGCCAAAAAUUUGAUAAUCACAAACCUUGAGUUGAACUUGAGGAAGAUUCUGAAAACAAAAAGGAGAUGAAAGUUUGGAGAAAGGAGGAGUUGAAACAACCCUACAUGCAACAAAAGAGAAUCUUUGGAUAGUAGACAUUGGUUGUUCCAACCACAUGACAGGUGACAGAAGCAAGUUUUCCAAAUUUACAGAUUGGAAUGGUGGUUCAGUAAGGUUCGGUGACAAAUCUUCAGUACAAAUCCGUGGUAAGGGUUCAUUGAGUAUUAAUGGCAUUUUGGAAGUAAAUAAUGUAUGGUAUGUUGAUGGGUUAAAAUAUAAUCUUCUUAGUGUUAGCCAAUUAUGUGACAAUGGGUACUUUGUGAAUUUUAAUGCUCAUGGAUGUGAAAUAAGAAAGUCUAAAUCAGGAAAAUUGAUUGUUGAAGGUAAUCGAAUUGACAGUAAUGUUUUUGACUUUAAAGAAGCAAAAGGUAGAAAUUAAGAUUGUUAAACCUAAGAAUAUCAUUUGUAAAGAUUGUCAACAAGGUAAACAAACUAGAAUCAAUUUAAGCCUAAAGAACAUUCAAGUUUGCUACCUUUCGAAUUAAUUCAUACUGAUCUUUGUGGUCCAACAAGGACUAAAAGCUUGAAAAAUGAAAGGUACUUUAUGUUAUUUGUAGAUGAUUUUUCUCAUAUGACAUGGGUGACAUUCUUAAAGGAAAAAUCAAAAGCUUUUGAUAGGUUUAAGAUUUUCAGGGCAAUGGUAGAAAAAGAAAGUGAUUUCCAAAUUAAAUGUCUUAGAUCAGAUAAGGGUGGAGAAUUUCUUUCUAAUGAUUUUGUGGCUUAUUAUGAAGAGCAUGGCAUAAAAAGACAAUUUUCUGCAGCCAGGGCCACAACAGAAUGGUGUGGUGGAAAGACGAAAUAUGACUGUUAAAGAAAUGGCCCGAACUUUGCUUAAUGAGAUAAAGAUUUCAGACAAGUUUUGGGUGGAAGCAGUACAUACAGCAGUUUAUACUCUCAACAGAGUUUAGUUGGGCCACAUAGCAAGAAGACUCCAUAUGAGUUAUGUUAUGGAAAGUAAGGGUUUUUCAGAGUCUGAAGAUCGAGAAAACAUUCAUAAGGGCAACGGGGCAGCCAAUAACCAGUCAAAGCAACCCAAGGCAAUGACUGGUUAUCCUCACACUCACUAUUUGAUUCUAUCCUUUUCUGUUUUGGAUAUGUAGGAAAGAUAGAAAUGCUAAGCUCACGGCUUGUGUGAGGUUUUAAGAAACUCAGUGUAUAUAAAUAUGCUUCAGAUGCAUGAACUCAAUUUGUAAUCUAUCAUUGUUCAAUACAAAUGAAAAAUACGCCUUUUUUUCUUUUUAAACACU
This is a messenger RNA of Cryptomeria japonica (Japanese cedar), 3367 nucleotides long. RefSeq names its product probable LRR receptor-like serine/threonine-protein kinase At1g07650. Gene Ontology annotation, molecular function: protein binding. NCBI's taxonomy places the organism in Eukaryota, Viridiplantae, Streptophyta, Pinopsida, Cupressales, Cupressaceae. The transcript is spliced from 16 exons. The coding region runs from base 116 to 1612 and encodes 498 amino acids. The record is from RefSeq and is a predicted model, not a curated record.